UAUGACAACAAUACAGUAUUAAAUUUACUAUUUUUUAUAAACAGUAAACCUAGGCUUAACUCAUUAUACUUGUAGAUUAUACGCUAAAUAUAUUCGAUUUAUUCUUUUGAUAAUUUUAAUUUAUUAUAUUAAACUUAGAGUUAUAAAUUAUACCUAUUAUAUUUUAUUUAUAUAGUUCAAUUAAUUAGUAUAUAUUAUUAUUAUUAUUAUUAUUAUUAUUAUUAUUAUUUUUCUUAUUUCUUAUUGAGUAUUUUAUUAAAUAAAUUAUAAAUUUGUUGAAAUACAGUAUUACUCAUACUUAAUUGAAUAUUUUAUUAAAUUAUUUUAUUCUGAUUGUAAAAGAAAAAUUGUUUUUAACAUGGCUUCAGCAGAUCCAAUGGGUCUUACCAAAACUUGGGAACUUUCACUAUACGAAUUGCAUAGAUCUCCUCAAGAAGCUAUUACAGACAACACCGAAAUUGCUGUAUCCCCUCGUAGUCUACAUAGUGAACUAAUGUGUCCAAUAUGUUUGGAUAUGUUGAAAAAAACUAUGACUACCAAAGAAUGUCUACAUAGAUUCUGUUCAGACUGUAUUGUGACUGCUCUUCGUUCAGGUAAUAAAGAAUGUCCUACUUGUCGUAAGAAACUAGUAUCUAAACGGUCCCUACGUCCUGAUCCAAAUUUUGAUCUUCUCAUAUCUAAGAUUUAUCCUAGCCGUGAUGAAUACGAAGCACAUCAAACUAGAGUAUUGGAAAAGUUAAAUAAGAGCCAUAGUCAGGCCAAUUUAGUUCAGUCAAUAAAUGAAGGUAUCAAAUUACAAACUCAAAAUCGACUACAACGAACCAAAAAAAACCAACAUGAAGAACUAAAUGAAAGCAGCUCAUCAACUACUUCAAAACCUUCAAAUAGUUCAAGUCGAGAUAAUGUAACUAGAACAAUGGUACAAACAAAAGUGGCAAAGAAGAUGAAGUCUGUUAUGAUCUCAGAAAAAGAAGGACCUGCAUCAACUGUUGACACUUCAGAUAUAACAGAAUGCGAUGGUACAUCAAAAGGUGUGUCAGUAGAUGAAAUAGAACUAGUGUUUAAACCUCAUCCUACAGAAAUGGCCAGUGACAAUCAAUUGAUCAGAGUUUUGAAAGAAAACUCUGUACGUUAUAUAAAAACAACAGCUAAUGCAACUGUUGAUCAUUUGAGUAAAUAUUUAGCUAUGCGAUUGACGUUAGACCUUGGUUCAGAGCUUCCAGAACGAGCUCUUAAUUUUUUGAUCUAUGUUGCACCCACUGCAGAUCAAUUUGUUCCUCUCAGUGGCAAUCAAACACUUCGAAAUGUACACGAUAAGUUUUGGAAAGUUAACAAGCCACUGGAAAUGUUUUAUUCUUUUACAUAAAUUAUUUAUUUCUUACAAUCAGCUAUAAUUAUAUUAUAAUAUAUUUUUAUUUGUUUACAAAUAUCAAUAAAAAUAAAAGUUUAUAAUAUCUUACAUUAUGGAAUUUACUUUGUAUUUACCUCACUCUUUUCAAUAUUUUCGAUAAUUUUAGUGAUGUAGUUUUAAAAAAUAAUAAUUUAUUAUAUAAUUUUAUAUCAUAAAUGUAUACUUUGAUUGUUUUUUUAUUGUUUGUAUACCUUGGUAAUUAUAAUUUUUUUUUUUUUCAAAUACAUAUUAACAUUUAAUUUUAAUUUAUAGAAAUUAUUUGUAUUAUUAUUACUUACUUUAUUUGUAUUAAAGUAUAACUAAUAAUUGAGAAAUAGUAAAAGAUGUGUUUAAUUAAUUAUUAAGAAAAAAGUACAAUCAUCAGUACAGUAAUCGACAAUAUUGUAUAACUUAUAUAGUAAUAUUUUAUUUUUAAUUGUUUUAAAAUCAAACUGAUUUUACAUAAAUACGUGUCAUGUAAAUGUAUAUUUCAUUAAAUUAAUAAGCUAUAGAUUUAGUAAAAACAUUGUUGAUGCAUUUUAAAUUUUGUGGUCGACACUUUUUUAAAUUUAAUGUAUUCAAAUUAAUUGUAUGUCACACAUUUCAUCAAUGUAGGUAUUGAAGCGCAAGUGCGUAUUUCGACGCCUCAGUUCAAAACUGCAACAACUUCAGAUAUAACAAAUCUGAGUUAUAGACUUAUAGACCAUCUUAUAACUAUUUCAGUUCAAGAACCCAAUAAAAUAUAGUUAAAUUAUUGACCACGAGAGAGCAUUUUCAAUAUUAUAAUUUACAUUACAUUAUAUAGAGAAACAAUAUAGAAAACAUAUUAUACCCAAUAAACCAAUUUUUUCAGUUGUUACAGUUAUGAACUGAGCCGUCGAUUUGAUGAAGGGACAAUAUGAUGGAUAGUGGAUAUUCCUUGGACCAAAUUCAUUGCACCAUCAAUAUUAUAUAGUAGUACUGUAGUAGCCUAUAAAUGAUUGGUUAUGCUAUCAUUAGAUUAAAAAUAAGAAAUUUUAAUUUUUAACUUUUUAAAAUGUAAUACUUAUAGGUGUUAAAGAUAAACUGUAAAUUAUUCACUUAAAAAAUUGAAAUUUAUAUUAUUUAAUUAUUAUAUUUACUUUAUCAUUUAUAUUAUUCCACAAUAAUCAGAUAAACGUAUAGUUUUGAGAAAUAAUAUUUUAAUUUGUUGUGUUUUGAAAUUUUUCAUCUUAUUAAAUUAUAAAUAUCGGGUCUUAUUAAUGAGUCUAUGUUCUUUAUUAUAAUGAACAUAUAAGUAGUUAUAACUUAUCAGAGACCAUGGAAAAUUCAAAAUUUAAUGUAUAUAACUAGAUACUGCUGUAUAUUUAAAGUAUAUUUUAUAAUAUAUUUAUAUUGCAAUUAUAAUAAUUUAUAUUACUAUUAGUAAUGAGGUGGGUA
Metopolophium dirhodum (rose-grain aphid) is the source of this 2809-nucleotide messenger RNA. It is a transcript of the gene Sce, whose product is annotated as E3 ubiquitin-protein ligase RING1. The transcript has 3 exons. The record is from RefSeq and is a predicted model, not a curated record. Lineage: Eukaryota; Metazoa; Arthropoda; Insecta; Hemiptera; Aphididae. Bases 359 to 1366 code for a protein of 335 amino acids. Gene Ontology annotation, molecular function: ubiquitin protein ligase activity; chromatin binding. Gene Ontology annotation, cellular component: PcG protein complex; ubiquitin ligase complex.